GACCGGGUGAUCAUCAACCGCCUGGACAGUAUCUGUCACGCCAUCUUGAAGGGGAAGUGGCCCUCUUCCAGCCAGCAGUAUGACUCUCCCAGCUCUCUGGCAAACACCUGUGUGCCCAACAGUGUGCACCAGAGGGCUGGCUUCAUCUCAGCCAGGGUACAGCCUUCCCAGAGCCUUAACUUCAACAUCCCAGCCCCGCCUGUCACCCGCCUGCCCAAGGUGACUAGCCCAUUUUCAUGCUUUGUCCCUUUCUCACAUCAUAAUUCAUAACCAUCGUUGUGGAAAUUAUUAUUUGAUGUUUUUGUGGAUAUUCACCUUUCUAUUGUCAGUAUUCGUUGUUAAUAUUCUUCCAUUCUUCUUCCAUUUCCAUCCUGUUCAGUACAAGCAAAGAGGUGCCGGGGAAUGCAGCCCGGGAGGCUGGAGGUUGACAUCCUUGCCUCUCUUGCAGGAGAGGCUGGUGGCGCCGCCCUAUCUGCCCGAACUAAAGAGGGGUAGGCGGUCGUUUGAGUACGAGGGCGUGGUGCUCAGUAAGCAGUGCCACACAGGGGAGAAGAUGCCCGUAACGGUGCCGCACAGAGGCGGGGCGCUGCUGCUCAACGGCUGGCAGGAGGCGGCCAUGGACCUCUCCAAGGCCGGGGAUCUGGGCAUUGGGGGCGAAGUGGCAGCCACUGUGGGCCACAUGAGCCACCAGGUCCACCCCAGUUCCCACAAACUGCCUGCCAUGGGCGCCAUGCAGAGUGUCAUUCAGAGUGCCAUGCAGGGCUCGGUGGGAAUGGACAUGGCCGGGAUCCUGCAGGCAGGUCUCAUCCACCCCGUCACCGGCCAAAUCGUCAACGGCAACCUGAGGCGCGACGACGCCAUCAUGCGCCGAAGGAGAGGCAGACGGAGAAACGUGGAGGCAGUCGACAUGGGGUUCGUCAAGAGCAGAGGAAUGCACGUGCCGGAACAACAGGUUUGCCAAGUCAGAAGUGCUUUUGAUUUUGUGAACAGCAAAAAGGACAGCUUAAUGAUACUAGUUUUCUGCACCUCCUGGUUUUGAUGAUCAUUACUGUGGACCUGUCCCCCUACCAAGUUCAGGGGGAAGGAAAAUAAAGUUGACUCUUGUGGUUUCGUGCUUGGAGGAGGCAAUUCAUAUGCAUUGGUAUGCAAGGUUGUAGCACUAGCGCUUCAUACUAGAGUUGAGUGGUGAAUCAAGGACAUCUGUUUACAAGUUUUUUCCUCUACAGGGCAGGGUAGAAGUCAUCAGCCAUUCUGCAGUGUCGUCCACCUCCUCCCCACCGGAACGCCCCCCGGGUCCCUCCACCCCCACCCAGCCAGAGGUGGUGGCCAUCGACAGAGAGGCUGCCAACAAGGGCCUGAUGGAAUGGCUGCGGCAGAAUCCCAACUACAACAUGGAAGUGCCCACUUUCGCACCGGUAAGUUGAUCCAUUGUCAACAACAAAAAAAUCUCCAGGAAUCAUAGUUGGAGGAUUCCCUCUCCGUUGGAAGAUUACUGGAAUCAAGAGGGAAUAAGCAGGGGGAGGGAACCGAGAUUUCUGAAAAACGUGUGAACUUGUGAGAAAGUUUCUGUUUAAGAGGGUUCAACUCACCAGUCUCUAGGUUUUAUAGUAAGAUAAUGUAGUUUAGUUUAUUAGGAUCCCCAUUAGCUACAGCACAUGCAGCAGCUACUCUUCCUUGGGUACACACGAAACAUACAAAUACAUGAGAAAGUACAGACCAGUAAUAGACAAGAACAACAUAAUUAAAUUCCAAAUAAAUUGUUUUAAUGUAAUAUCUUAAAUAAGAGUGCAUUCUGAAAAUAUUCAGACCCCUUCCCUUUUUCCACAUUUUGUUACAUUACAGCCUUAUUCUAAAAUUGAUAAAAUUAUAAUUUUUUCCUUAUCAAUCUACACACAAUACCCUAUAAUGACAAAGCGAAAACUGGUUUUUAGAAAUUGUUGCUAAUUCUUUUCAAAUGUUUCAAAAAUAACAAACAGAUACUUUAUUUACAUACGUAUUCACACCCUUUGCUAUGAGACUCGAAAUUAAGCUCAGGUGAAUCCUGUUUCCAUUGAUCAUCCUUGAGAUGUUUCUACAACUUGAUUGGAGUCCACCUGUGGUAGAUUCAAUUGAUUGGACAUAAUUUGGAAAGGCACACACCUGUCUAUAAGGUCCCACAGUUGACAGUGCAUGUCAGAGAAAAAACCAAGCCAUGAGGUCGAAUGAAUUGUCCGUAGAGCUCCGAGACAGGAUUGUUGUCGAGGCACAGAUCUGGGGAAGGGUACCAAAAAAUUUCUGCAGCAUUGAAGGUCUCCAUCAUUCUUAAAUGGAAGAAGUUUUGAACCAUCAAUAUUCUUCCUAGAGCUGGCCGCCCAGCCAAACUGAGCAAACGGGGGAGAAGGGCCUUGGUCAGGGAGGUGACCAAGAACCCGAUGGUCACUCUGACAGAGCUCCAGAGUUCCUCUGUGGAGAUGGGAGAACCUUCCAGAAGGACAACCAUCUCUACAGCACUCCACCAAUCAGGUCUUUAUGGUAGAGUGGCCAGACGGAAGCUACUCCUCAGUAAAAGGCACAUGACAACCCGCUUGGAGUUUGCCAAAAGGCACCUAAAGGACUCUCAGACCAUGACAAACAAAAUGUUCUGGUCUGAAGAAAUCAAGAUUGAACUCUUUGGCCUGAAUGCCAAACGUCACGUCUGGAGGAAACCUGGCACCAUCCCUACAGUGAAGCAUGGUGGUGGCAGCAUCAUGCUGUGGGGAUGAUUUUUCAGCGGCAGGGACUAGGAGUCUAGUCAGGAUCGAGGCAAAGAUGAACGGAGCAAAGUACAGAGAGAUCCAUGAUGAAAUCCUGUUCCAGAGUGCUCAGGACCUCAGACUGGGGCAAAGGUUCACCUUCCAACAGGACAAUGACCCUAAGCACACAGCAAAGACAACGGAGUCUCUGAAUGUCCUUGAGUGGCCCAGCCAGAGCCCGGACUUGAACCCGAUCGAACAUCUCUGGAGAGACCUGAAAAUAGAGGUGCAACGAUGCUCCCCAUCCAACCUGACAGGGUUUGAGAGGAUCUGCAGAGAAAAUGUGAGAAACUCCCCAAAUACAGGUUUUCCAAGAUUAGCUUCAUACCAAAGAAGACUCGAGGCUGUAAUCGCUGCCAAAGGUGAUUCAACAAAGUACUGUGUAAAGGGUCUGAAUACUUAUGUAAAUGUGAUAUUUCAAUUUUUGUAUAUUUAAUAUAUUAGCAAAAAUUUCUAAAAAACUGUUUUUGCUUUGUCAUUAUGGGGUAUUGUGUGUAGAUUGAGAUUUUUUAUUUUUUUAAUCAAUUUUAUAAUGAGGAAUAAGUCAAGGGGUCUGAAUACUUUCCGAAGCCACUGUCAGAUACACACACACAAAAGUAUGUGGACACCUCUUCAAAUUAGUGGAUUCGGCUAUUUCAGCCACACCCGUUGCUGACAGAUGUAUAAAAUCGAGCACACAGCCAUGCAAUCUCCAUACAUAAACAUUGGCAGUAGAAUGGCCUAACUGAAGAGCUCAGUGAAUUUCAACGUGGCACCGUCAUUGGAUGCCACCUUUCCAACAAGUCAGUUCGGCAUAUAUCUGCCCUGCUAGAGCUUCCCCGGUGAACUGUAAGUGCUGUUAUUGUGAAGUGGAAACAUCUAGGAGCAACAACGGCUCAGCCGAAAAGUGGUAGGCCACACAAGCUCACAGAACGGGACCGCCGAUUACUGAAGCGCGAAGUGCGUAAAAAUGGUCUGUCCUCGGUUGCAACACUCACUACCAAGUUCCAAACGGCCUCUGGAAGCAACGUAAGCAUACAAACCUUUUGUCGGGAGCUUCAUGAAAUGGGUUUCCAUGGCCGCACACAAGCCUAAGAUCACCCUGCGCAAUGCCAUGUGUCGGCUGCAGUGGUGUAAAGCUCGCCGCCAUUGGACUCUGGAGCAGUGGAAACUAUUUCUAUGGAAUGAUGAAUCACGCUUCACCAUCUUGCAGUCUGACGGACGAAUCUGGGUUUGGCAGAUGCCAGGAGAACGCUACCUGCCCCAAUGCAUAGUGCCAACUGUAAAGUUUGGAGGAGGAGGAGUAAUGGUCUGGGGCUGUUUUUCAUGGUUCUGGCUAGGACGCUUAGUUCCAGUUAAGGGAACUCUUAACGCUACAGCAUACAAUGACAUUCUAGACGAUUCUGUGCUUUCAACUUUGUGGCAACAGUUUGGGGAAAGGCCCUUUCCUGUUUCAACAUGACAAUGCGAAGUCCAUACAGAAAUGCUUUGUCGAGAUUUGUGUGGAAGAACUUGACUGGUCUGCACAGAGCCCUGACCUCAACCCCAUCGAAUGCCUUUGGGAUUCAUUGGAAUGCCGAAUGCGAGCCAGGCCUAAUCGCCCAACAUCAGUGCCUGACCUCACUAAUGAUCUUGUGGCUGAAUGGAAGCAAGUCCCCGCGGCAAUGUUCCAACAUCUAGUAGAAAGGCUUCCCAGAAGAGUGGAGCGUGUUAUAGCUCAAAUGGGGGACCAACUCCAUAUUAAUGCCCAUGAUUUUGGAAUGAGAUGUUCGACGAGCAGAUGUCUACAUACUUUUGGUAAUGUAGUGUAUAUACACUGAACAAAAAAAAUAUAAACGCAACAUGUAAAGUGUUGGUCCCAUGUUUCAUGAGCUGAAAUAAAAGAUCCCAGAAAUGUUCUGUAUGCACAAAAAAGCGUAUUUCUCUCAAAUUGUGUGCACACAUUUGUUUAUAUCCCUGUUAGUGAGUAUUUCUCCUUUGCCAAGAUAAUCCAUCCACCAGGUGUGGCAUAUCAAGAAGCUGAUUAAACAGCAUGAUAAUUACACAGUUGCACCAUGUGCUGGGAACAAUAAAAGGCCACUUUAAAAUGUGCAGUUUUGUCACACAACACAAUGCCACAGCUAUACUAGGGUUUUCUUUGCUGCACCUGACCAUAUUACCGGACAGUAAUCAAAGAUGGGACAAGACCAAAGCCUGAACAACUAGUACAGCAGAACAUCUUUCUAUAACAACAUAACUCUCCCCAUCUUCACAACAACUUUGUCAAUAUGACUUGAACAUGAUAACUGACCAUCCAGUGUUGCUCCUAGGAGUUCAGCUUCGUUAACUUGUUCAAUGGUCACAAUUUAUACAGAACUCCAGUUGAGGUUUAAGAAUGCUUUGAACCAAAUACAAUGCUUUUGGUUUUGUGUGUUUUAAGACAAAUGUAUUGUUAAUUGCCCAUUUUGACACCGACUGUAACUCCUUGCUAAGAGUCUGUGAGCUCACUGGCUGUAGGUGCUGAUGUGUAGAGUGUGCAAUCAUCAGCAUACAUAGUAGUUUGAGCUUCUUGUAAGACAAGUGGCAUAUCCAGGCAACUGCCCUGAGGUAUACCACACUGUGUACAUAUAUGAUGUUAGAGAAGCUUCCAUUGAAGAAUACUCUUGAUUUUCUAUUGGAUAAGUAACUCUCCAACCACGUGAUAACAGGUGAUGUUGUUGUAGUGUGCUGAUCUUGUCAAAUCUGGGGUUUCAGUCUCCUGGCGCAGCGAUGUUGCACAGCUUUGUGGAGCGGCCCAAACAGCGGAGACAUCGCUGCAAAGACCCCACCAAACUGGACGUCAACUCCCUAACAGGGGAGGAGAGGGUGCCCGUGGUUCACAGGAGCACUGGCCGCAGGGUAACCUUUUUGACACCACCACACACCAACACUGAUGCACAAGCACACUUAACAUCACUGACAUUAACCAGGUUUCCAUCCAACCAUUUUUAUUAGAGUAAAGUACCUGUCGGAUAAAAAAGCGUAUGUUUUAGCGCAAUGUUCCAAAUGCCUGCAUCGCAAGAAUCUAGUUUUAUUUGAAAUGUUUAAUUGUUCUGAUUGUUUGUCUUUUUCAUCUCGUCUCUUUUGCCCCUAAUGUUAGCAGUUGAUGUUAUUCUUCAAUAACACAGACCCCAAAGCAAAUCAGGGGGAGAAAAAUAUAUUUAUUCAAAGAGAACAAAUCAUAGUUGUUAUGCUGGGAAGUAGAUGGUAGAUGUUCAUUCUUCCCUGUUCUCAAUGUUUCUCCACUGAACAAAGAGACAGGAUGUAGUUUAUAGCCUCAAGUCUAGCAUGUGGCUGACCUAUUCAUUGCAAUAAAAUUGGGCUACUGGCCAAACCCCCAAGUAUCCUGUUUCAGGCUCCAUGUAUAGACCAUUUGGACCUAUUAGAACUUGCCACAUGUAGCUAUGAGUCGCUGGUUGGAACCCCUACAAAGAUUCUAAACCUAUGUUGAACUGAAAAACAACGCAGAGGACCACUAGUCCUCUUACAUUUACAUUUUAGUCAUUUAGCAGACGCUCUUAUCCAGAGCGACUUACAGUUAGUGAGUGCAUACUUUUUCUUUUCUUUUUUUUAUACUGGCCCCCCGUGGGAAUCGAACCCACAACCCUGGCGUUGCAAACGCCAUGCUCUACAAACUGAGCUACAUCCCUGCCGGCCAUUCCCUCCCCUACCCUGGACGACGCUGGGCCAAUUGUGCGCCGCCCCAUGGGUCUCCUGGUCAAGGCCGCAGAGCCUGUAUGCCUCUUGACCCCUAGUCCUCUUGACUACUAGUCCUCUUGACCACUAGUCCUCUACGUUGUGUAUAUUUACAGUGGGGGAAAAAAUUAUUUAGUCAGCCACCAAUUGUGCAAGUUCUCCCACUUAAAAAGAUGAGAGAGGCCUGUAAUUUUCAUCAUAGGUACACGUCAACUAUGACAGACAAAUUGAGGAAAAAAAAUCCGGAAAAUCACAUUGUAGGAUUUUUAAUGAAUUUAUUUGCAAAUUAUGGUGGAAAAUAAGUAUUUGGUCACCUACAAACAAGCAAGAUUUUUGGCUCUCACAGACCUGUAACUUCUUCUUUAAGAGGCUCCUCUGUCCUCCACUCGUUACCUGUAUUAAUGGCACCUGUUUGAACUUGUUAUCAGUAUAAAAGACACCUGUCCACAACCUCAAACAGUCACACUCCAAAUUCCACUAUGGCCAAGACCAAAGAGCUGUCAAAGGACACCAGAAACAAAAUUGUAGACCUGCACCAGGCUGGGAAGACUGAAUCUGCAAUAGGUAAGCAGCUUGGUUUGAAGAAAUCAACUGUGGGAGCAAUUAUUAGGAAAUGGAAGACAUACAAGACCACUGAUAAUCUCCCUCGAUCUGGGGCUCCACACAAGAUCUCACCCCGUGGGGUCAAAAUGAUCACAAGAACGGUGAGCAAAAAUCCCAGAACCACACGGGGGGACCUAGUGAAUGACCUGCAGAGAGCUGGGACCAAAGUAACAAAGCCUACCAUCAGUAACACACUACGCCGCCAGGGACUCAAAUCCUGCAGUGCCAGACGUGUCCCCCUGCUUAAGCCAGUACAUGUCCAGGCCCGUCUGAAGUUUGCUAGAGUGCAUUUGGAUGAUCCAGAAGAGGAUUGGGAGAAUGUCAGAUGAAACCAAAAUAGGACUUUUUGGUAAAAACUCAACUCGUCGUGUUUGGAGGACAAAGAAUGCUGAGUUGCAUCCAAAGAACACCAUACCUACUGUGAAGCAUGGGGGUGUAAACAUCAUGCUUUGGGGCUAUUUUUCUGCAAAGGGACCAGGACGACUGAUCCGUGUAAAGGAAAGAAUGAAUGGGGCCAUGUGUAUCGUGAGAUUUUGAGUGAAAACCUCCUUCCAUCAGCAAGGACAUUGAAGAUGAAACGUGGCUAGGUCUUUUAGCAUGACAAUGAUCCCAAACACAAUGCCCGGGCAACGAAGGAGUGGCUUCGUAAGAAGCAUUUCAAGGUCCUGGAGUGGCCUAGCCAGUCUCCAGAUCUCAACCCCAUAGAAAAUCUUUGGAGGGAGUUGAAAGUCCGUGUUGCCCAGCGACAGCCCCAAAACAUCACUGCUCUAGAGGAGAUCUGCAUGGAGGAAUGGGCCAAAAUACCAGCAACAGUGUAUGAAAACCUUGUGAAGACUUACAGAAAACGUUUUACCUGUGUCAUUGCCAACAAAGGGUAUAUAACAAAGUAUUGAGAAACUUUAGUUAUUGACCAAAUACUUAUUUCCACCAUAAUUUGCAAAUAAAUUCAUAAAAAAUCCUACAAUGUGAUUUUCUGGAGGGAAAAAAAUCUCAAUUUGUCUGUCAUAGUUGACGUGUACCUAUGAUGAAAAUUACAGGCCUCUCUCAUCUUUUUAAGUGGGAGAACUUGCACAAUUGGUGGCUGACUAAAUACAUUUUCUCCCCACUGUAUCUUAGUGUAAGAAUAUUCAAACGAUACCCUUUUUAUGUCUCAACUCCCAAAAUUUAGAACAUAGCAGACCCUAAUAAAAUGGGAGUAUCAGUGAACAUGACUGUGGAAUAUUAAUGCUCAGUUUCUGUCGCAAGCAGCAUUGCGGUACCACGCACCGCUAGCAGCAUUUUAGCCACAUAUUGUUAUGCACUAGCUGUCUAGUCUGUGUUUUAUAAAUGUGCAGUGAGCAUAAAAAUACACAUUUAUAUACGAAUUGGCAACUCGUUCUCAUUCUGAGAAAUAAUCAUCUUCUCCAUGUAGGCCACUUGAUUACAACAUCUAAACAAAGUGAACAGGCCAUGUUGUUCAAACAGUUGGAGACAUACAGGAGGGUGUAUUCAUAACAGUUCCACUGUUCUACCUUGUUAACAAGCAAAUAGAUCCAAGUUGGCUUUAAAUAUAAAGAUUAGCUGGCUACUCACUAGCACGUGGGCUUGUGCUUGAGAGAUUGUUUAUGAGACGUGUUAAUUUUCUAUAAUACCUUUUCAUAUAAGGUAUUUUUAUAGACAGACUUGAAAGCCAGAUCAGUGAUUAUUGCAGGAAAGCAGGUUAAUCUCCUAGAGUCGAUGUCCACUCCCCCGCGAAAAUUGAAUUAGCAUAAUAAAAUAAUCCCCAUAUAAAUCUGUCAGUUUAAGCUAGAGAUAUGUUUUUUUUUUGCAUUGGAUGUGUCUCAAUCCACCGCAUCCGCCGAUGUUGCAUUUACGCAUCUGCAGUGAAAGGUGACAGAGCUAGAGCAUCUAUAGAGUCCAAACAGUUUGGGCUACACACUAAUAGCUAAAUGAUCCUUGGUAUGACCUUCUUAAAACAAUACCAUAUAGCUUAUUAAGCUUAUUAAAAUCUAGAUAUACAGUGCAUUCGGAAAGUAUUCAGACCCCUUGACUUUUUCCACAAUUUGUUACGUCUGAAUACUUACGUAAAUAAGGUAUUUCUGUUUUUAAUUUUUAAUACAUUUGAAACAUUUAUAGAAACCUGUUUUCGCUUUGUCAUUAUGGGGUAUUUAUUGUGUGUAGAUUGAGGAUUUUUUUUUAUUUAAUCUAUUUUUGAAUUCAGGCUGCAACUCAACAAAAUGUGGAAAAAGUCAAGGGGUCUGAAUACUUUCUGAAUGCAAUGUAUAUUGUGAAUCGCCCAGCCCUACGACAGGCCUGACAGUAACAGCAAAUUGUGGGUAAACUUUCCUAAAUGUCAUCAAACCAAAAUACGUUCCUCAGGGGUGGAUAAUUUUUUGGUCGGUGAAUUAGAUACAGUGCCUUCAGAAAGUAUUCAUACCCCUUGACUUAUUCCACAUUUUGUUGUGUUGCAGCCUGAAUUCAAAAAAAAAUAUAUUUUUAAUCUAACCAAUCAACACACAGUACCCCAUAAUGACAAAGUGAAAACAUGUUUUUAGACAUUUUUGCAAACUUAUUGAAAGUGAAAUACAGAAAUAUCUCAUUUAAAUAAGUAUUCAUACCCCUGAGUCAAUACUUUGUAGAAUCACGUUUGGCAGCGAUUAAAGCUGUGAGUCUUUCUGGGUAAGUCUCUAUGGGUAAGUCUCUAAGAGCUUUCCACACCUGGAUUGUGCAACAUUUGCCCAUUAUUCUUUCAAAAUUCUUCAAGCUCUGUCAAAUCAAAGCUAGACAACCACUUUCAGGUCUUGCCAUAGAUUUUCAAGUAGACUUAAGUCAAAACUGUAACUCGGCCACUCAGGAACAUUCACUGUCUUCUUGGUAAGCAACUCCAGUGUAGAUUUGGCCUUGUUUUAGGUUAUUGUCCUGCUGAAAGGUGUCUGGUGGAAAGCAGACUGAAUCAGGUUUUCAGCUUGGAUUUUGCCUGUGCUUAGCUCCAUUCCAUUAAUUUUUUUAUCUUGAGAAACUCCCCAGUCCUUAACGAUUACAAGCAUACCCAUAACAUGAUGCAGCCCCCACUAUGCUUGAAAAUAUGGAGAGUGGUACUCCGUAAUGUGUUGUAUUGGAUUUGCCCCAAACAUAACACUUUGUAUUCAGGACAAAAAGUGUAUUGCUUUGACACAUUUUUUGCAGUAUUACUUUAGUGCCUUGUUGCAAACAGGAUGCAUGUUUUGGAAAGAAAAUUCUGUACAGGCUUCCUUCUUUUAACUGUCAUUUAGAUUAGUAUUGUGGAGUAACUACAAUGUUGUUCAUCCAUCCUCAGUUUUCUCCUAUCACAGCCAUGAAGCUCUGUAACUGUUUUAAAGUCACCAUUGGCCUCAUGGUGAAAUCCCUGAGCGGUUUCCUUCCUCUCCGGCAACUGAGUUAGGAAGGACACCUGUAUCUUUGUAGUGACUGGGUGUAUUGAUACACCAUAAGUGUAAUUAAUAACUUCCCCAUGCUCAAAGGCUUUUUAAUGUGCUUUUUAAAUGUUUUACCCUUCUACCAAUAGGUGCCCUUAUUUGCGAGGCAUUGGAAAACCUCCCUGCUCUUUGUGGUUGAAUCGGUUUGAAAUUCAUUGCUCGACUGAGGGACUUUAAGGAUAAUUGAAUGUGUGGGGUACAGAAAUGAGGCUGUCAUUCAAAAAUCAUGUUAAACACAAUUAUUGCACACAGAGUGAGUCCAUGCAACUUAUUACGUGACUUGUUAAGCAAAUGUUUACUCCUGAACUUAUUUAGGCCUGCCAUAACAAAGCGGUUGAAUACUUAUUGACUCAAGACAUUUCAGCUUUUCAUUUUAAAUUAAUUGGCAAAAUGUUCUAAAAACAUAGUUCCACUUUGACAUUAUGGGUAUUGUGUGUAGGAAAGUAUUCAGACCCCUUGACUUUUUCCAUAAAUUGUUACGUUACAGCCUUAUUCUAAAAUGGAUUAAAUAAAUACAAAUCCUCAUCAAUCUACACACAAUGCCCCAUAAUGACAGGUUUUUAGGAAUGUUUGCAAAUGUAUUACAAAUAAAAAACAGAAAUACCUUAUUUACAUAAGUAUUCAGACCCUUUGCUAUGAGACUCGACAUUGAGCUCACGUGCAUCCUGUUUCCAUUGAUCAUCCUUGAGAUGUUUCUACAACUUGAUUGGAGUCCACCUGUGGUAAAUUCAAUUGAUUGGACAUGAUUUUGAAAGGCACACACCUGUCUAUAUAAGGUCCCACAGUUCCAGAGUGCAUGUCAGAGCAAAAACCAAGCCAUGAGGUCGAAGGAAUUGUCCGUAGAGCUCCGAGAGAGGAUUGUGUCGAGGCACAGAUCUGGGGAAGGGUACCAAAACAUUUCUGCAGCAUUGAAGGUCCCCAAGAACACAGUGGCCUCCAUCAUUCUUAAAUGGAACCACCAAGACUCUUCCUAAAGCUGUCCGCCCGGCCAAACUGAGCAAUAGAGGGAGAAGGGCCUUGGUCAGGGAGGUGACCAAGAACCCAAUGGUCACUCUGACAGAGCUCCAGAGUUCCUCUGUGGAGAUGGGAGAACCUUCCAGAAGGACAACCAUCUCUGCAGCACUCCACCAAGCAGGCCUUAAUAGUAGAGUGGCCAGACUGAAGCCACUCCUCAGUAAAAGGCACAUGACAAUGGGAGUUUGCCAAAAGGCACCUAAAGGACUCUCAGGCCAUGAAAAACAAGAUUAUCUGGUCUGAUGAAACCAAGAUUGAACAUACCCACAGCAUGAUGGCAGCAUCAUGCUGUGGGGAUGUUUUUCAGCGGCAGGGACAGGGAGACUAGUCAGGAUCGAGGGAAUGAUUAACGGAGCAAAGAACACAGAGAUCCUUGAUGAAAACCUGCUCCAGAGCACUCAGGACCUCAGACUCGGGCAAAGGUUCACCUUCCAACAGGACAACGACCCUAAGCACAAAGCAAAGACGAUGCAAGAGUGGCUUUGUGACAAGUCUCUGAAUGUCCUUGAGUGGCCCAGCCAGAGCCCGGACUUGAACCCGAUCGAACAUCUCUGGAGAGACCUGAAAAUAGCUGUGUAGCAAUGCUCCCCAUCCAACCUGACAGAGCUUGAGAGGAUCUGCAAAGAAGACUCAAGGCUGUAAUCGCUGCCAAAGGUGCUUCAACAAAGUACUGAGUGAAGGGUCUGAAUACUUAUGUAAAUGUAAUAUUUCAGUUUCUUUCUUUUCAUAUACAUUGGCAAAAUGUUCUAAAAACCUGUUUUUGCAUUGUCAUAAUGGGGUAUUGUGUGUAGAUUGAUGAUGGGGGAAAAAACAAUUUCAUCAAUUUUAGAAUAAGGCUGUAACGUAACAAAAUAUGGAAAAGGUCAAGGGGUCUAAAUACUUUCCGAAUGCAGUGUACAGUUUAUUAGGCUACAGAUGGAAUAGGAAAUUCACAGGGUGGUGAAAGUGCAUGCUGAGCUUGAGGCUAAUUUCCAAAUACAUUUUGAGGGUCUUAAUUUGUAUGCUGGUGACAGUGUUUGGCUGCCAUUUGACAAAUACAAAUGAUCUUGCUUUUAUCCAUAAUCUCAUCACCCUCUGCACUGUGCCCUGUCUGUGAGCUGUUGGCUACACCAGACCAGAGUUGCCACAUUUGUUUAUCGCAAAACCUUUUGUGGCAAAACCAUCGACCGUUAAAAAUGGGAUUGAAACGUAUAACUUGUUUUUUUAUUUGGUAAAUGAAAAGUUAUACAACAAAGUGCUUUUUAUGUGGUUUUUUUAAUCACAAGACAAUUUGAUGGAAACAUUACAAUAUUCACUUGAAAAUCUAGCUACUUAACAGGUGAAUUAAGACACUUCUCCCCACCCAAUUUGUACUACUUCACAUUGAUCAAAUACACUCGUUUGAUAAGACAUAGCUGUCAGGAAUUUGCAUGAAAUGUAAUGUUUAUGACUUGCUUUGACAAGACAACAGCCUGAAUUAUACACAAAUGCAUCAGUUAUAUUUAUGGUAUGUGUGUGUGUACAACUCAUUAAGGGCUGUAUUUUCUUGUGCUGUAGCUUGGGGGUGCUAUGGCUCCAGCAAUCAAGGAGCUCUCCCGAUGGCUGGAUGCGAAUACGGAGUACUGCGUGGCACCCGACUGGGCAGAUGUCGUGAAACACUCUGUGAGUAGCAUGGCAUUUUCACUCUCUCUCAUCCACACAAGUGUCUCGUCAAAUAGUUUCAUUAGAAUGCUUCCAUUUUUAAUUAGACAUUUGAUCAUCUUGAGUAGUGCAGCCAGUUCUCAGAACCUACUGCCUUACAAAGAGUACAGAUGUCCUUCAAAACCCUUCCUGCAUUUUCCUCAAGUUAAUGGCUUGUGUUUCCAGGGCUUUCUUCCCGAGGGUAAGUUCACCCGCAUACUCACCGAGCCUGUGUGCCGCGACCAGGGGCCCCGCCGCCGGGGCCGUCGUCCCCGCAGCGAGAUGCCCAAGCCCCUCCUCUCUGAGUCACCCAUGGGCCCACUCUUCAUGAACGGUAGCCUGAUCGGCAGCAUGGACUUGGUCAGCCUCCAGAACCUCCGCAAUGUCCAGGGCAUCCCGCUCACGGGCCUGAUGGGAUUCCCCCAUGGCUUCGCCGUGUCAGCCGGUGAAGACUCCAAGAACGGCCUGAGCAUGCUUCCCAUGAUGCUCCACGGCAUACACGGCUCCCCCCACAUGUUCAGCGUUCAGGGGCUGAUGGGGCAGCCGCCCACCAGCUCCGCUCCAACCUCCUCCUCUUCCUCCUCAGCGGCUGCCGUUACCACCACCGCGGCCAGUAGCCCCUCCCGAGGCCCCAGCCAGUCGUCAUCGAGCACACAGGCAGAUGGCUCCGGCAUUCAGUCUGGCGGAGAGAGAAAGAGGGAGGACAAGCAGUCGACAGAGGAUAAGCAGCAAGGUGCGAUGGGCAGCCACAGCAUCGCAGCCAUCACCACCACUGCGGCAGCCAGCAGCAGCAGUUGCGUCAGCAGUAGCAGCGGCAGCCACCUGGCCUUCAACCCUUUCCUUGUUCCGGGGAUGUCCCAUGGACUGCUGUACCCUCACAUGUUCCUCCCGCACGGGGGCAUCAUGGCGCUGCCAGGUAUGCCGCCCACAGAGUCCUCCGGCAGCCCUAAGAGGAAGAAGAAAAGAACAAGGGAGGAAGGGGUGAUGGUGGUGGAGGCAGGCAGCCACAGCCACUUACAGACGGACAGUGGGCCUCCGAAAACACCCAGCAAUGGUCAGACUGGGGAGAGCACGGUUGACCAGGCCGGGCAGGAGGCUAGGCAGCAGAUGGAGGACAAG
This is a messenger RNA of Coregonus sp. 'balchen', 14293 nucleotides long. NCBI's taxonomy places the organism in Eukaryota, Metazoa, Chordata, Actinopteri, Salmoniformes, Salmonidae. The record is from the annotation of a GenBank genome assembly.